This is a messenger RNA of Coniosporium apollinis CBS 100218, 1470 nucleotides long. RefSeq lists its product as uncharacterized. Gene Ontology annotation, molecular function: transmembrane transporter activity. The record is from RefSeq and is a predicted model, not a curated record. The transcript has 6 exons. The coding region runs from base 1 to 1470 and encodes 489 amino acids. NCBI's taxonomy places the organism in Eukaryota, Fungi, Ascomycota, Dothideomycetes. Gene Ontology annotation, biological process: transmembrane transport. Gene Ontology annotation, cellular component: membrane.
AUGGCCACCCACGACAGCAUGGAGAAGGAGCACGCCCACCCGAAGUAUGUCGAUGACCACGGAUUGGACUCGGACUCUGGACACAUCGACGAGUUCCUGCACGAAUUCACCCAUGCGGAGCAGCGCAAGAUUAUCCACCGCGUCGACCGACGUCUGGUCACGACCGUCGGCAUCAUGUACUGCAUCAGUCUGAUGGACCGCACGAACUUGUCUGCCGCAGCGCUCGCUGGCAUGACCCGCGAGCUGAACAUGGUGACCGGCUACGGCUACAGCAUUGUGACCCUCGUCUUCUUCAUCUCCUACAUCAUCUUCCAGCCGCCCGCGACCGUCACUGUCCGGAAAGUCGGACCGCGCGUCUUCCUCUCCCUCAUCACUCUUCUCUGGGGCUCCGUCAUGAUCGGCAUGGGUUUCGUUAAGGACUGGGGCACGCUGGCCGGCCUCCGCUUCAUUCUCGGUAUACUCGAAGCCGGCUUCUUCCCAAGCUGCGUUUACCUUCUUAGCACGUGGUACACCAGAUUCGAGGUCGGCAAGCGGUACUCCUGCUUCUACGUUCUUGGAUGUGUCGCCUCUGCCUGCGCCGGUAUCCUCGCCUUUGGCCUCAUGCAGCUGAACGGCAGGGCUGGUCUCACUGGCUGGAGAUGGAUCUUCAUCAUCGAAGGCGUAAUCACCUGCAUCAUCGGCAUCGGCGGCUACUGGGCCCUCGUCGGCUUCCCGGAUGACGCGCACAAGUCCUUCAUGUUCCUGAACGAGCGCGAAACCAAGAUGAUCAUGGCGCGCGUGCAGGCGGACCGCGGUGAUGCACACACCGAGCCCUUCGCAAUGGCCAAGUUCAUUCGCGGCGGCGCCGACAUCAAGAUCUGGGGUUACGCCUUGAUCUUCUUCGGCACCACCACCAUAUCCUACGCCCUCGCCUACUUCAUGCCCAUCAUUCUGCGCGAAAACAUGGGCUUCAGCGUCGGCGCCGCCCAGUGCCUCGUCGCCCCCCCGUACGUUUUUGCCGGUAUCGUCAUGUACUGCGUCUCGUGGAUCGGUGACAAGUACCACAUCCGUGGCCCGAUCAUCGUGUUCAACAUGCUGCUGGCUGUCAUCGGCCUCCCGAUCAUGGGCUUCCACAGCAACGCGGGCGUCAGGUACUUUGGCGUCUUCCUCGUGACUGCGGGCGCGAACGCAAACGUCCCGGCUACCAUGGCGUACCAGGCCAACAACAUCCGCGGCCAGUGGAAGCGCGCUUUCUGCAGCGCUACGCUCGUCGGCUUUGGCGGUAUUGGCGGUAUUGCUGGAUCGCUUGUCUUCAGAACCCAAGAUCGCCCGACAUACUACCCGGGUAUCUACGCCUGCAUUGCGUGCACCAUCAUGAACAUGAUCAUUGUCGGUCUCCUGACCAUCCGGUUCAGGAUCCAGAACAAGAGGGCCGACCGCGGCGAGGUCGUGCUCGAGGAGAGCGGCCAAGGCUUCAGGUACACCAUCUAG